AUGGCUUCUUCUUUUCCUUUGCAGGUGGUGCCCGAGAGUUUAGAUGUGCUGCUGAGGGACGUGCUCGACAAGUUCGGCUACGCUGGACUGCCCGUCCACGCGGUACACACACGGGAUUUGUGUGUGUGUGUGUGUGUGUGUGCGCGACACAGCAUUACCUCAGCCCAGCACCUGUUGUCGUGUUUCGCCAUUUUGGGUCUGCCGCCGUCGAGCAGUCUGGAGGAGGCCUAAGAGGCCAUCACCAAGUACCUCCAGACCGGCCCGGUGAGUGCACAGAGAUUUCACGCUCAAACUGCACUGGCGCUCAUUGUCUUAAUUACCUUGUCCCUGCCUGUCGUGUGUGGUGUUUCCUCAGACUCACGAGGCCAUCCAUGACAUCCUCAACCGCCGACCACUCACAAGGCAGCCUCUUCACCGCCUCUUCUCCGC
Messenger RNA from Vitrella brassicaformis, 429 nucleotides. Lineage: Eukaryota; Vitrellaceae. The record is from the annotation of a GenBank genome assembly.